AUGGCGACGGCUUCAGCCACGUUCAAGUCGCGCGAGGAUCACAGGAAGCAGCAAGAGCUCGAAGAGGCGCGUAAGGCGGGGUUGGCGCCAGCCGAGUUGGACGAGGAUGGCAACGAGAUCAAUCCGCAUAUCCCGCAGUACAUGUCGUCCGCGCCAUGGUACCUCAACGCCGAACGACCUAGUUUGAAGCAUCAACGGAACUGGAAGGGCGAGGGGAACUACACCAACCUGUGGUACGACAGAGGAGCCAAGGGCUUUCAAGCCGAGAAAUACCGCAAGGGCGCCUGCACCAACUGUGGCGCCAUGACCCAUACCGCCAAGCUAUGUGUGGAGCGGCCGAGGAAGGUGGGUGCCAAGUGGACGAGCCAGAGCAUCGCAGCGGACGAGAAGAUCCAGUCGAUCGAACUCAACUACGAGGGCAAACGCGACCGCUGGAACGGGUUUGAUGCUGCCACGUACAAGCGAACCAUGGAUUCGUAUGACAUCCGGGCCGAAGCGAGGAAGAAGUUUCAGAAGGAGCAGCAGCUGAAGAAGCUUGCUGGGAAGGGGGGUGAUGGGGAGGGAGGGGGGAAGGAGGGAGGAGGGAAGGAGGGAGAGGGAAGGGAGGGGGGAGAGGAGGAAGAGGAGGAGGAGGAGGAGGAUGAUGCGAAGGUUGAUGAGAGCAGGCAGAUGGACUUCGGGAAGGUGGAGAAGCGUGUGAGGACGACCGGUGGUGGCAGCACAGGUUCAGUGCGAAACCUGCGUAUUCGUGAGGACACGGCGAAAUACCUUCUCAAUCUGGAUGUGGAUUCGGCUUAUUACGAUCCGAAGACCCGCUCCAUGCGAGAGGAUCCCAACCCAGAAGGAGACGCCAAGGAUAAAUUUUAUCUGGGAGACAACCACAACCGCAUCAGCGGGCAGGCCCUGGAGUUCCGCCAGCUCACCGUGCACGCGUGGGAAGCCAUGGAGAAGGUCAACGUGGACGUGCACUUACAGGGCGCGCCGAGCCAGGCUGAGCUGCUGCACCGGGAGUUUAAGGUCAAAAAGGAGAAGCUGAAGGGGGCGAGUAAGGAGUCGGUUCUGGCUAAGUAUGGGAACGCGGCGAGUAAUAAGGGGGCAGAGGAGGAGGGGAUUCCGGAGGAGCUGCUGCUGGGGCAGACGGAGGUGCAAGUGGAGUAUGACCGGGCGGGACGACCACUCAGAGGAGUGGACAAGGCAGUGCCAUGCAGUCGGUAUGAAGAAGACGUAUUAGUCAACAACCACACAGCCGUGUGGGGCAGCUGGUGGGGCGGGGGCGUGUGGGGGUACGCGUGCUGCCACCAGACCACUCGCAUGAGCUACUGCACGGGGGCCAGCGGCAUCGCUGCUGCCGAGGCUUCAGCCAAUCUGAUGCAGGCGAACAUGGAGAGGAGGGAACAGCUGAAGGCAGCUAAAGAAGCAGAAGGCAGUGAGGGAGAGGAGGCGGAGGAGGAGGGAGCGGGCAAGGCCAAGCACACAGAGGAGAAGAAAGGAGUUGCGUGGGGCACAGACGCGGAUAUGGAUCUCAAGCUGGAUAAGAAGAAGCUCAAGGCGGCUCUUAAGAGGGAGGAUGAACUUGCUCGGGAGGAGAAGGACGAGCGCAAGCGCAAGUACAAUGUGACAUAUUCCGACGAUGUGACGGAGGAGGACAUGGAGGCAUACCGAAUGAAGCGAAUCCAUGCAGAUGACCCUAUGCUUGCUUUCCUAGGCAAGGAUGACGAAGAUGACGCCUAG
This is a messenger RNA of Closterium sp. Naga37s-1, 1731 nucleotides long. The record is from the annotation of a GenBank genome assembly. NCBI's taxonomy places the organism in Eukaryota, Viridiplantae, Streptophyta, Zygnematophyceae, Desmidiales, Closteriaceae.